Messenger RNA from Aspergillus nomiae NRRL 13137, 4167 nucleotides. RefSeq lists its product as uncharacterized. The coding region runs from base 1 to 4167 and encodes 1388 amino acids. NCBI's taxonomy places the organism in Eukaryota, Fungi, Ascomycota, Eurotiomycetes, Eurotiales, Aspergillaceae. The record is from RefSeq and is a predicted model, not a curated record. Gene Ontology annotation, molecular function: protein binding. The transcript is spliced from 2 exons.
AUGAAGUCCUUUCGGGUGAGAUGGCCAUUGCGAUCCAGGAAGCUCCGUAAAAAAGGGGAGCUAGACACUGCCGCCGAAGACAGCGAUCCUCUUAUCCUUAGCGCGGUUGCUGACGAUUCCGGGGUGAAAGGAAGACAUGGGAUGAAAGUAGAACAGAUUUCACUUAAAGAUGAUAAAAAAAGUGACAAAAUAUCCUCGCCACAGGUUGGAUUUUCUUGGGGAAAAGCGCAAGAGUAUGGUGUUGAAGCCUUCGACGCUUCUUCAUCGGCGCCAGUGACGGUGACCUUCAUGGAGAAAAAGAGCCUUUGGGUGCGAGCAGAACAGCUGCUACGCGAGGAUGAUAAGAAAAGGAGAAUCUGGCAAGCAUCUUUGGAUAUACUCGAGGAAGAAUUCGGAUCUCGACUUCAGCCAACUGGGAAGACAGAUCUCCGGCGGCAGUUCUGCAAUUUAUUGGACGCCAAAACUCGCGAUCUAGAAGGGAAGAAGUGGUCAGUCCGAUUUGGUGACCACACAAUCGCGGUCAAAGAUCAGCUCAUUCGUGUUUUCCAAAAUGUAUUGAUAGCCAAGGAUGCGAUCGGGCACGCAGCGAAUCUGAGCCCGCCAGCUGCAAUCGCUUGCGCUGGGGUGACCGUUGUUCUGUCACUUGUUGUCCAAGCUGCUGAGCAGCAUGCCGCGCUUUUGCAGGGACUAGAGUCGACCUCUGCGUUGAUAAGUCGCCUUCGAGUCGUUGAAGAGAUCUACUUAUCCCGUGGGUCGUCUCAAGCCGCCCAGUUUGGGACCGAGUUUGAAGAGACAUUGACACAGUUGUAUACGAAAAUAUUGGAAUUCCAGGCUCGAGCCCUAUGUUAUCUGGGAAAACAUUCGAUUACCAAACUUUUAAGCGAUAUGUUCAAACACGAUGGAUGGGAUGCGCUGCUCCAGGGGAUUGACAGGCUCGAGGUCUCUGAGAAGAGAUUUGCUGAUCUCCUUGAUGCUGUGGAAGUGAGACAGAAACUUGAAACCCUUCAAAGUGCUGUAGACAAAAGCCAGUUGUGGCAAACAACAACUGCCCGAGAUGAGAAGGCCAGCAAGUUUUUAAGACUUCUGUACACCUGUCCUUACAAGGACCAAAAGGAAAGAAAUAACGAUCGUGUUCCAGGAACAUGUGAAUGGUUCACAAGCCACGUUCAGUUCCAGAGCUGGAACCAAAAUAAUGGGCCAAAUUUGCUAUGGGUUUCGGCGGACCCAGGUUGCGGGAAAUCAGUCUUGGUGAAGUAUUUGGUUGAUGCAGUUCUUCCUACAAGGACGAGAACGGUUUGUUACUUCUUUUUCAAGGACGACUUUGAAGACCAGAGGAGCUCAACAUGUGCUCUCCGUACAAUUCUACGGCAGCUUUUUCUUGCACAGCCUCACAUAUUGCAUGACUUGAUAUUGGACAAGGUUGAGGCAGAUGGGGCCCAGCUUACGGAUUCGUUUUGCGAUCUCUGGGAAAUUCUGACGAGCGUAGCCAAUACUCCAAGCUCUGGGGAGGUGGUAUGCGUAUUUGACGCCUUAGAUGAGUGUCGAGAAGCUGACCGAAUCCGAUUCACCCGUGCAGUGAAAAAUCUCUUUAUCCCAGAGCCCAGAGUGUCUAACUUGAAAUUUCUUAUAACGAGCAGACCUUACGAACACAUCCGCCGUGGGUUCUGGGAACUCGAAGCUCAGCUACCAAAAAUUCAUCUCAGUGGUGAGAACGAGGUUGAAAUCGAGAAAAUCAUGAAAGAGAUAGACCUCGUUAUCAAAGAGCGGAUUAGCCAGAUUGGCAAGCAGAAGUCUUUGGAAAUUCAAGAGUGUGAAUUUCUACAGGAACAGCUCACAAGCAUUCCCAACCGUACCUAUCUUUGGGUGAGCCUCGUAAUAGAUGUUAUCGAGAACACGACCGGUUUCACAAAAGGGAACGUCCGUCGAGCUAUACAGUCACUACCUCGGACCGUUGAUGACGCGUACGAGAAGAUCCUGAGCCACAGUCCUGAUAUCGAUAAAGCAAAGACCCUUCUACAUAUUGUUACUGCUGCAAAGGAACCGCUAUCCCCAAAGCAGGUAUCUCUGGCCAUGGCCAUUAGUCCAGAGCACCGAUCCUACACGGACCUUGAAGAAGAGCUAGAGUCGGAGCAUGGGUUUCGGAGAACUGUUAGGGAUCUAUGUGGACUCCUCCUAGUCAUCAUUGAUGAGAAGAUCUACCUACUUCAUCAGACCGCGAAGGAGUUCUUGGUCCGUGACGAAUUAUUGGCACCGCUUAGUGGUGAGCCCUUUCUUUCUAACUCAUGGAAGCAUUGUCUCCAGCCAGAGGAGUCGAACAAAGUACUUGCCGAAAAAUGCAUUUGGUAUCUAAGUUUAGCCAACGAGAGGGUUCACGGAGACCCUUUUUUCAGGUACGGAGCCCAUUAUUGGCCUUUACAUUUUCGUGAAUCUUGCAUGCUUGAGAAUGAUGCAAUAGCAGCACAGGCGCUGUGUCUUUGUGAAGCAGGAUCCAACAAACAUGAGGCAUGGGUACGAUACUGGAUACAGCGCGAGUAUGAGAAGAUUGGCCCAGCUGUAUCUUUCCGGUUCCCCCGCGCCCCCACAAUAUGCAUAGUAUCUUACUUAGGGCUCGAAGCAUUAGUGGGCAUGUUUCUCAAUGCUGGCGGAGUGGACAUGAAUGUUAAAGACCCCGAGUUUGGGUGCACGCCACUAUCGUGGGCUGCAGCAUAUGGGCAUGAGAUAGUGGUAAAGCUCCUUGUACAUUCGGGGAAGGUUGACCCAGACUCCAGGGAUAGUGAAGGCAAAACACCAUUAUCAUGGGCUGCAAGGCGUGGACAUGACAAAGUAGUCGAGCUCCUACUUGGUACAGGCAAGGUUGACCCAGGCUCCGAGGACUAUUCAAGAAGAACGCCAUUAUCAUGGGCUGCAAGCCGUGGACAUGACAAAGUAGUCGCGCUCCUUCUUGAUUCAGGAGAGGUUGGCCCAGACUUCAAGGUCAAGUCUCAAGUACUUGAUGUUGCAGGGGUAAAGUCUAGCCCAGGCCACAUGACCAAGGUGGAAGAAACGCCACUAUUUUUAGCUGCAGAUAGGGGACAUGACACAGUAGUCAAGCUCCUGCUUGAUACAGGCAAAUUUGACCCAAACUUCAAGUACGAUUUAGGAUUGACAUUACUAUCUUAUUCUGCACAGCAGGGACAUGAGAAGGUGGUAAGAGUCCUACUCGAUGCACAGAAUGUGGAUCCAGAAUCUAAGGACAUGGUGGGAAGAACACCGCUAUCAUUAGCGGCAAUGAGGGGCCAGGAAUCGGUUGUGAAUCUUCUGAUAACAUCUGGCAGGGUUGACCCAGACUCUAGAGACUAUACGGGCAGAACGCCAUUAUCAUUAGCUGCAAUGUGUGGACAUGGACAUGUAAUAAAGCAGCUAUAUGAUACGGGCAAGGUGGAUCCUGACUCCAGGGAUAAUGAUGGUCGCACUCCAUUAUCAUACGCUGCAGCACAUGGACAUGAGCGUGCAUUAAUGCAGCUAUAUAAUACAGGAAAGGUGAAUCCUGACUUUAGACAGGAUAGGGGAAGAACACCUUUAUCAUUCGCUGCAGAAUCUGGACAUGGACAUGUAAUAAAGCAGCUUUGUGAUACGGGGAAGGUGAACCCAGACUCCAGGGAUAUUGAUGGUCGCACUCCAUUGUCAUACGCUGCAGAAGCUGAUUGGGGAGCGCAAGCAGCCAUAAAUUGCCUGCUAGAAGUUAAAAAGCCGAACCCCGUUGUACUCUCACAUGCUGUGGCAGAUGAGCGGAGACGUCAAUCUGCCCUAAAGGCGCUGCUAGAAACUGAGGAAGUGAACGUUGAUUCAAUGGACAACUGUGGACGCACUCCUCUCUCUUAUGCUGCGGCAGCUAAGUGGCUAGAUCCACAGCCCUUAGAGGCGCUUCUUAAAACCGGGAAGGUGAAUGUUGAGUCAAUGGAUGAAGAUGGGCGUACACCACUGUCGUACGCCGUAGAAGGGUGGAAGAAACUGCCUGAUGAGCUUGGGGGGACAAUAUUCUCAGCGGUAGAGCCACUUCUUGAAACUGGGGAGGCCAAUAUUAAGUCAAAAGACAAGCAUGGCCGCACGCCACUGUCAUACGCUGAGGGGGAUGGGAGGGAAGCUCUCAGAAAGCUACUCAUGGACGCUCUACAGUCAAAGGGGUAA